This is a messenger RNA of Dendrobium catenatum, 668 nucleotides long. RefSeq names its product transcription factor MYB52-like. Bases 168 to 668 code for a protein of 166 amino acids. Gene Ontology annotation, cellular component: nucleus. The transcript has 2 exons. Gene Ontology annotation, molecular function: DNA-binding transcription factor activity, RNA polymerase II-specific; RNA polymerase II cis-regulatory region sequence-specific DNA binding. Gene Ontology annotation, biological process: regulation of DNA-templated transcription. The record is from RefSeq and is a predicted model, not a curated record. Lineage: Eukaryota; Viridiplantae; Streptophyta; Magnoliopsida; Asparagales; Orchidaceae.
UCCCAUUCUCUUCUCUCUUUAUAUGUCUCUACUUUUAUCUUCUUCUUCUUCUUCUCUAACUGAAGAUAUUAAUUCUGGUUUCCUUCGGCCAAUAAUAAACCUUUUAAUUCUCUCUUAGAGGCUUCUGCUUCUCUAAUCUAUUCUUCAUUAGAAACUUUCUUUAUGAAAUGUGCACCAGAGGCCAUUGGAUGCCAGAGGAGGACGAGAAGCUCAAGGAACUGGUCACAAGGCACGGCCCUCACAACUGGAAUGCUAUUGCUGAGAAGCUGAAAGGGAGAUCAGGAAAGAGCUGUAGGUUAAGAUGGUUCAAUCAGCUGGAUCCAAGAAUAUUACGAAGCCCAUUCACAAAAGAAGAGGAAGAGAGGCUUAUAACUUCUCAUAGAAUUCAUGGAAAUCGGUGGUCUGUCAUCGCACGUUUCUUUCCAGGAAGAACAGAUAACGCUGUGAAGAAUCACUGGCAUGUAAUCAUGGCUCGAAGGUCAAGAGAAACAUCUAAAGUAUUAAAGCUAGAAGAGUAUGCACCAUCUGAAGAGAAGCAAAGAAGAGAGGAGCUGAAGCUUAAAUUCUAUAGUGAUUUUUUCUCUUCUAACUUAAUCGUAGGAGGAGACGAAGGAAUUAGUUAUGGCUAUAACUCAACUUCUCAAAGCCUUCUAUUCUUUAGCUAUUAA